Python bivittatus (Burmese python) is the source of this 1531-nucleotide messenger RNA. The record is from RefSeq and is a predicted model, not a curated record. Lineage: Eukaryota; Metazoa; Chordata; Lepidosauria; Squamata; Pythonidae.
UGCUCCAGCCACCGCCAACGCUGAACCCCUUGUCGGAGCGAUGCGCCCGGUUGGGGCGCUGCUGGCACUGCCCUGGGGGCUCUUCUUGCUUUGGGGCGCCCUCCUGGGCCGGCAGGUGCGGGGGCUCCGCCACACCGCGUGGGAGCAAGAUCAAUGUUUGACGUUGUCCACGUCAGAUUCCAGAUGUGCGGAUGACGUUUGGGCAGUCUGGCUCCAGAGGUUCUUUGACUCAGAUGGAGGCUACGCCAUUCAGGUGUCCAUCAAUGACUAUUUGGACAUUUACUGUCCCCAUUACGAACGGCCGUUGGCCGCGGGAAACCCGGAAGCCUUCGCCUUGUUCAUGGUCGACGCCGAAGGCUACCGCGGGUGCUACGAAACGCCGGGAGCUUUCAAGCGCUGGGAAUGCAACCGCCCGUACGCUCCCUACGGACCCGUCCGCUUCUCGGAGAAAAUCCAGAGGUUCACCCCGUUCUCGCUGGGCUUCGAGUUUCAGGCCGGCCGUGAAUAUUACUACAUCUCUGUUCCUCUGUCGGAGAGUCCCGGACAGUGUUUGAAGCUACGAGUUUUUGUCUGCUGCAAAGCCGCCACCACCACAGACCCUGUGACAGAGGCACCCAAAUCUCAGCCACGCGGGAGAGGCGGUCCAGAGAAAGCCGUGGUCGUCCGUGGACACGGUUCUGCCCCGAUGCAGCUCGGCGUGGCCUGCCUGGCACUCGUGGUGCUACCCUUCCUGUGGCUCUGACCGCGGGGAAUCCGGAUUACGAGCUCCCCUGAGACUCAGGGCGGGCAGAGAGCGCUGGCAGAGUGAUUCCUCCACCCCACUGCUAUCCCCGUGGCAAAGAUGCUGAUUCACCACUUGGCACUUUAGACCUGGCCGGGGACCCCCCUCCGAUUCUCCUUCCACCCCAAAGCUGCUUCUUGGACAGCGUUCCCGGCUGCCGAAGGACCAGGAUGUGCCUCUUCAAUCCGGGACGCUCAUCCCUGCUCCCGUUCAGACUCCGGAGGACCUUCAGUGGGAGCGCAUCGUAUCUUCGUUCCCGCCGGAUGUCGAAGCUGUGCUUUCUGCGCUGGGGACCGGAUUGAGACCCUGGCUUCCUCCCCUCCCCGAAAAGAAAAUUCAGAUCGGAGUUUCUUCCAGGCUCCCGCUGAAGUCGGUCUCCAGGACCGGACGCCAAAGAUAGGAGACUUUUCCCCCACCCUGCCCGUCCCCAUUUGCCAUCUCUGAUGACCUAAAAUGUUGCUGCUUGAACGGAGGAGGUUGGCUCUUCUCCCCCCCUCAAAUUUCCUCCUUUGGGUGGUCUUUGAGCCCUGUGUUCCUCCCAGCCCCCCCCAAAAACAUCUGGACCAUGUCAGCCUCUCAGCCCUUUCUGUUCUCGACGAGAACGACCCUCACGAUGGACAUCUCCGUUUUCAUCUUCUGUGAAGAUACCCACUUCCCGUAGCUGGCGCUGCUCUUGUUUUUAAAUUCGGUGGUCCUCCCGCUGAUCCCUCGAUCGUCGGCGAUGGAGCCGAGCAAUAAAUCCAUUUUUAG